UGGGUACUGAAGCAGAGGGGGCGUGGCCUCGGUGUACCGGAGAUGUUUUGGUUUUUUUAUAUUAAUAUAUUUAUUUAAAUAAAAAUGGCCGCCGUUGAGCAUGGAGAGGAGAGACUCGCCGGCUGCGCUGCUGAGGAAGAACCUGACAACCGGAGCCACAAAGAGCGUCGCCAUGACGACCUGCCAACAGGAAGCUCAGAAGGCGACGAUUCUCAGAAGGGGGCGGAGCCAAAGGUCCAGGUGUCUGAGCCGGAGGCGGGGACGUCUGAGUCCCAGUCCGGGGCGAGCCGGUCCGCAGACCCCCGGCCGCGGCGCUCCGUGAUGCGGGACAGGGGGCCGCUGUACGAGGACCCCUCGCUGCCGGCCGGCUGGACCCGCAAACUCAAGCAGAGGAAGUCCGGCCGCUCGGCCGGGAAGUACGACGUCUACCUCAUCAAUUCGGAGGGCAAGGCGUUCCGCUCCAAGGUGGAGCUGAUGGCGUACUUCCAGAGAGUGGGGGACGUCACUAGCGACCCCAACGACUUCGAUUUCACCGUCACAGGGAGGGGCAGCCCGUCCCGCCGUGAGAAACGCCCCCCGACCAAGACGCCCCGGGCCGCCAAACCCUCCCCCCGUCGCCGUGGACGACCCAAAGGGAGCGGGAAGGCACGGCGCUCAACAGAGGGCGUGGCCAUGAAGAGAGUUGUGGAGAAAACUCCAGGGACGCUCCUCGUCAAGAGGCCUUCUGACAAGACCGAGUCAAUGGCCAGCACCAGUACUUCAGCCUUAAUGGUGGUCACCAAGUCGCGUCCGGGAAGGAAGAGGAAGUCGGACCAGGAAGUGGCGCCUCCCCAGACGGCCCCGAAGAAGCGAGGCAGGAAGCCAGCCUCGGCCAGUGCGUCAACAUCAGCGUUACCCGCGGCAACCACUGGACCCGGGGCCUCUUCAGCAGGAAACUUUGCAGCGGCCAUAUUGGCUGCAGAGGCCAAGCGAAGGGCUGCCAAAGAGAGCGCGGCCAGAGCCGUCGUCCAGGAGACGGCUCUGCCAAUCAAGAAGCGCAAAACCAGAGAGACCAUGGAGGACUUUGAGAAGGUGGCAGCGCCUGUUGCUACGACGACACCUAGCGGCUUGGGCCAUGGUGCUGCCCCAAGCACCUCAAAGCCACUUCCAGUCGGCCGGUCAGAGCCACUUCCUGUCGGCCGGUCAGAGCCGCUUCCUGUCGGUCGGUCAGAGCCGCUUCCUGUCGGCCGGUCAGAGCCGCUUCCUGUCGGUCGGUCAGAGCAGCUUCCUGUCGGUCGGUCAGAGCCGCUUCCUGUCGGCCGGUCACAGCCACUUCCUGUCGGCCGGUCACAGCCGCUUCCUGUCGGCCGGUCACAGCCGCUUCCUGUCGGCCGGUCAGAGCAGCUUCCUGUCGGCCGGUCAGAGCAGCUUCCUGUCGGCCGGUCACAGCCACUUCCUGUCGGCCGGUCAGAACAGCUUCCUGUCGGCCGCUCAGAGCCACUUCCUGUCGGCCGGUCAGAGCCGCUUCCUGUCGGCCGGUUGGACCAGCUUCCUGUGAGGGAUGUCGUUCAUCCCCAGGAGCGCCAGACCCCUACAGGCCAGAAGCAGAAUGCAGCCGAGAGUCAAAAGAGGAAGGAUCGCACUCCGCUCAAACACCCCUCCCACCACCGCCCUGCUCCACCGAAACACAAACCUCAGCCGCCCCAACCACCUCCACCCUCACCACAGUCUGAGACCCCACCCACAACACAGGUCACACCUCUGCCCCACCCUGUUCCCCAGACCCAGCCCACAAGACCUCCGCUGCACAUACAGAGCUCACCCACAAGCCCCUCCCCUCCCCGAUCUCAACCAAAAACAAUCCACUCCAGACACCAACCUCAGUCCAGACAGCCCCCGCCUCUCCCACAGACUCAUCAGAUCAGCCCCCAGCUUAACCCACAACAAACACAGCCCCGCCCCCAACUUCUGCCCCGCCCCCAGCUACAGCCCCGUCCCCAGGUCAUCCCUCAACAAACACAGCUCCGCCCCCAGCUACAGCCCCGCCCCCAGCUGCAGCCACACCCCCAGCCACGCCCACAGCGCCCAGGUGACCAGCAGGCACCGAGCCAGCAGGUGUGUCCGACUGCCAGCCUGACCGCCCCCCGGCCCCGCCCCCUCAGCCUGGCCUCAGGCUGGGAGGGGCGGCGGGAGGGUGUCGGGGUGGAGGGGAGAGCAGAGGCUCCGCCCACGUUGGACACCAGGGAGACGUCAAGCCCGCCUCCAGCAGGAAGCAGCGAGCCCGUGGACUCUCGGACUGCUGUCAGUGAACGGGUCAGCUGAAUGGCUAAAGAUCCCUGAUUGACGUGUUAGCGAGUCCGCUGAUUGGCCAGGCUGAGCAGGCUGGGAUUGGUUGUGCUUUGUCUCCGUCUGUACCUGGAGGUCCUGUAGAACUAUAGAACUGGAUCACCAUGGAGACGAGAGGACCACGGAGAUGAGAUCACCAAGGGGACGAGAUCACCAUGGAGAUGAUAUCACCACAGAGAUAAGAUGACCACGGAGGGAGGCAAGGGUGACGAUGUGGACUGUGUACAUAACGACAAGGCAGCUGUUUGGAAGGGGUACUAGUUAGAAACCAUGCAUACUGACACCUAGCUUCCACAAUAUAACCCCCUUUUGUACCUUUUUUAAGCUUGUUUAGAUUCUGGUCUCUAUACUCAGCUUCAGCAGAAAGAUGAGUGUGUGUGUGUGUGUGUGUGUUUAUUUGAGUUUGGAAUAGGGUUAGGCAGGGUUGGGGGUAUAGGGUAUGCAAUGGACCAUACGUCAUGUUUGUCAACAUUAAUAGAGAAUCACAGGUCUUCAACUGAUAUAGUGUCUGGUUAAUGUCAUCGGACAAUAUCGUGUUUGGCUAUUGUAGCUGUCAAGCUGUAACUAAAGAUAGUUUAGGACACGCUGAAAACAUCUGUACCUUGUUCUGCUGACAGGAUCUGGGAAAGGUUUGAUAGAGCUUGGGGAACCAACGCUAACACCUGGGGCUCCUGAGACUCUGCUCGGUGACAAAGAUUAUCUUUUGGUUGAGGACGUCGGCAAUAAAAGAAAAUGCUGUUACGCUUACAGACGGUGA
Molecule: messenger RNA, 3082 nt
Organism: Gadus macrocephalus (Pacific cod)
Lineage: Eukaryota; Metazoa; Chordata; Actinopteri; Gadiformes; Gadidae
Gene: mecp2
Product: methyl CpG binding protein 2
Exons: 6
Coding region: 85-2301 (738 amino acids)
Biological process (GO): negative regulation of transcription by RNA polymerase II
Cellular component (GO): nucleus; heterochromatin
Molecular function (GO): methyl-CpG binding; double-stranded methylated DNA binding; chromatin binding
Source: RefSeq, a predicted model, not a curated record